CUUCCAAAUUUGUGGCAGCAGUUUACUGAAGGCCCAUAUAUAUGGGAGGGAGGUUUAGGUGUCCACAAACUUUUGGCUAUAUAGUGUACAAAUGGUUCAAUCAGCUUUCUCCUCAGCUGAACCUCUGCUUGGAGAUAGUUUGGGACACCAUCCAGUCUGAAAUGCUUAGCAAACCACAUUUGGAAAGCCCCGCCCACUUGAAUUGUAGCCCCGCCCAUUUGUGGUAUAGUCCCCUGUUUCUGUUUGGAGCUGGUUCUGUUGCGGAGAUCCCGCUCUCUCCCUCUCUCUGUCUCUCUCUCUCUCUCUCUCCAUCAUGCAGCACUCAGGAAUGGAGCUGUUGUUACCGGCGGAGCGAUGCGCGGAUGAAGCGCUCGUGAACGGGGAUGCGACAGAGCACGCGGAGUCCGACCCUGCUAAGAAAAAGAAGAAAAAAAAGAGAAAGAAGAGCAAAGCUGCGGUUUGGGCAGGACAAGCUGAACCAGGGGAGGAUGGAGUUGUUGAGGACAUGAGGAAGUCACUAGAGCAGCAGAGCUUGGAGGAAAGAGAGAGAGAAGAGGACGGAGAAGAAGAUGGAGAAGAUGGAGACAGUUCCACUGGGAAAAAAAAGAAGAAGAAGGCAAAGAAAAAGUGUGGCCCUAAAACACAGACUGAUCCUCCCUCUGUGCCGAUAUGUGAGCUUUAUCCAAAUGGAGUGUUUCCUGUUGGAGAGGAGUGUGAAUAUCCUUCCUCACAGGAUGGGCGGAGUGCUGCAUGGCGGAUGAGCAGUGAGGGUAAGCGUGUUCUAGACGAAGCCAGGGAGGACAUGUGGAAUGAUUUUCGGCAGGCCGCGGAGGCGCAUCGGCAGGUACGACAAUACGUGAAGAGCUGGAUCAAACCGGGUCUGACCAUGAUAGACAUCUGCGAGCGUCUGGAGGAGUGCAGUAGGAAGCUGAUUAAGGAGAAUGGACUGAAAGCGGGUUUGGCUUUUCCCACCGGCUGCUCUCUCAAUAACUGCGCUGCUCAUUACACACCCAACACCGGAGACCCCACUGUGCUGAAGUAUGACGACGUGUGCAAGAUCGACUUUGGCACGCACAUCAACGGGAGGAUUAUUGACUGUGCCUUUACUGUCACUUUUAAUCCAAAGUAUGACCGCCUCCUUGAGGCUGUAAAAGAUGCCACCGACACCGGAAUCAAGUGUGCAGGCAUUGACGUGCGUCUCUGUGAUGUUGGAGAGUCCAUACAGGAAGUGAUGGAGUCCUAUGAGGUGGAGUUAGAUGGGAAAACAUACCAAGUUAAGCCAAUCCGCAACCUGAAUGGUCACUCCAUUGGCCAGUACCGGAUUCAUGCUGGCAAAACAGUUCCUAUUGUGAAGGGCGGCGAAGCCACCAGAAUGGAGGAAGGCGAGGUGUAUGCUAUCGAGACGUUUGGCAGUACAGGGAAGGGAGUUGUGCACGAUGACAUGGACUGUUCACACUACAUGAAGAACUUUGACGUAGGACACGUACCAAUCAGGCUACCAAGAGCCAAACACUUGCUGAACGUAGUGAACGAGAACUUCGGCACGCUGGCGUUCUGUCGCCGCUGGCUGGACCGGCUUGGUGAGAGCAAGUACCUGAUGGCACUGAAGAACCUAUGUGACCUGGGCAUCAUUGACCCCUACCCUCCACUCUGUGAUACCAAGGGUUCUUACACAGCUCAAUACGAACACACCAUUCUGCUCAGGCCCACGUGCAAGGAGGUGGUGAGCCGAGGAGACGACUUCUGACUCGCACCCACGCGUAGAUUGUUCGAUACAAUAGAAACCACACAGUCCAAGUGGGACACACAUUAAUAAUAGGAAAGUAUUAGCUAACUGGCUGGAGCAGUGGAUGCUACAACCUUUUGCAUGAAAAGCUAUACGAAUUAUGAAUUGUAAACUAUGCAGGAGGACAGACAGGCUUCUGUAGCUGCUGUCCUGGGCCUUGUUUCUCCAAACACUCCGUGAUCUUUCUAAGACUAUGACAAAUCUGCGUAUCAGGAAUAGGUGAAUGGAUUCAGGCAUCUCUGUAUUGGUAAAAUCUGAUCUAGCACACAGAGCUCUGUUAUUACUGAUGUUCUAUUAUUCAGAGACAUUGUGAUUUUCCUUUACACAUUCCCAUCUCUCACUAUCUUUCCACGCUGCCAAGAUGACAGCUGUGUAUGACUGCAUGACGAUGAUAUGAUAGAACAGUGGGACACUGUCUGGUCUGCAAAAUAACCUGACCACAAUUCCCUAUACAGUCGGGUCCAUAAGUAUUUGGACAGUGUAACAAUUUUCGUAACUUUGCCUCUGUACAUCAGCACAAUGGAAGCAAUCAAGAUGUGAAACUGCUUAUCAGUCAACUGUCCAAUUACUUUUGAGUCUGUGAAAAUGGAGGGACUCUGUUAAAAAAAAAAAGGCUGUAAUUCCUAAAGGGUUAAUGCAAUAUUUUUUUUAAACCCCUCGAAUUAAGGCUGAAAGUCUACACUUCAAUCACAUCUUGAUUUCUUCAAUGCAAAUCCAUUGUGGUGGUGUUACAGAGGCAAAAUGACAAAAACUGUGUCUCUGUCCAAAUACUUAUGGACCUGAUUGUAAAUUCUGUGGGAUUGUUUGGAACAGCAGGUGAAACACAACAAUAGGCACCACCAUUCAGUUUAACAGGGAUUUCAUGAAACUGGUGGCUUCCUUACCUCACAGGACUGGUCCUGUUUUUAAGGCAACGCGAGGAGUAACCACGUAUUAGGGAAGAAAUUAUACAUUAUACAUUUUUUUUCCAUUUCAACAGUUGAGACAGACAUGUGAGAAAGGCUUACUGAAGCUGUCCCACACUGCAGCAAUGCAGUUCUUAUACUUAUGCUUUCUACAAGGUUUUGAGGUAUUCAUGCAGAAUUACACACAUCAGUCUGGCACAUGGAUACCUCACAACAAAAAUACCGAAAUGUUCAUUCUUUCUUGUUCAGACAGAUUACACGGUUUUAAAUGAUUUACAAAUUUUUAAAUGAAAAAUUAUUCAAAGGCAAAAAUAAGUGUGUAUGCAAACAAAUAUUGACCGUAUCUGCCUAUAUACAACAGUACUCUUGAAUGCUCCAUUCUGAUUGGUCAGAAGUUGUUGAUUCAUUUACUAUAAUAGCACUGAGCAGAACUUUCUCUAACAGCAGGUUUGUAUAUAAGCAAUAUCACGAGCAAGAGUGCUGUUAUACUAAAUAUCAGCACACUUGUCCAUUAGUGGACCGGAACUAACUGUUGUAUAAUAAACGAUUUAAUACAUUAUCGUUUCUGUAGUAACUCUGUAGUAAAGUUUCACAGAACAACAUUCCACAACAUUAAAUAUACAGUAUAUAUGAAUGGAUGUAUUUAGACACUUCACACCACUCCGUCUUUGAUUAUUUUCCUCUAACAGCAGAUCCCACCAUGUUUAUUUCUUACUUAAGCUUCUGCUGUAAGUGAGAUUUGACUAAACAAUUUUUUGUUCGUUUCUCUUGUUCUUGCUCAUCACAUGUACACUGCAGAUUCUGUAGAUAGAGAUUAGACUGUACAAACUGAAGGGAACGUUUGUUUAGUGCAGUAGUUAAUAUUCUGAGCUAGUGAUUGAAAGCAUGUGGUUUCUCAUCCCAGGACUUUUAAUCGGUCAUAGCUAUACGUGGACUGUGUCCUGUCUCAGUCUUAAGUCACUUUAGAUAAAAUGAAUAAAUGUGGAAUGCUAGAGUAUUUCUAUGAAAAGUAAUUUUCAGACAUUGGAUCUUUGAUCACAUAUCAGGAUGCACAACAUACUGUCUUGCCUCUAUGCAGGAAUCACUUUGCACAUUCUCUUUAAGGAUACAGUGCUUUGGGGAAACAAGGCCCAGCCAGGUUCUAUCUUUUUACCUGAUUAAGGUGAAAGGAAAUAGAUACUGACAGUAAACAGCUCUCAGGUCAGGUCCUGGCAGUCUUGUAAACGUACUUUAUUUUUUGGUGUUUUUUCCUUAUCCAAUAUUUGAUUCACUUGAUAAAGGGCUUAUUGGAUUUAGUGGAUUGGGCAUGUGAAAAUCUGAGUGGAUAGAAAACUGCUGCUUUUAUCCAUUUCUACUCAGUGCCUAGGGAAAGAAAAAAAAAAAAAAGCAAUAAGUAAGGCGGGUGAGAAAAGAGUAUGGCUGCUCAGCUUCACAUGGCAUGACAAUCGCAAAAGAAAAAACAAACAAAAAUGGCAAGCUGUGCACUCCGCUACUUAAAUAUAAGGUACUUUGGGAUUUGUAUACUACUCUGUAUGGCUGUCUUGUAGCAUCCAUGUUUUCAUUCGAAAUUGUUUUUUGUAAAUCAAUUAAAUACCUAUAUUCAUUUACUAGAUCUGUGCAUGUUUUCAUAAUUUUUCCUUUCCAGACUCAAUUAUUUCGUACUGUCAUGUGCAAGACUACUAAACAUGUAUGCUUGGUGGAGUUGAUGGAUUAGUUAUCAAACUAUUUUUGCCAUAGUUUUCCAUGAGUGUCAGCCUGAAAUGUUUUUACUAUAGAACAAACCAGCCUACGAAUGCCUCAGCUCCCCUUAUGUGAAAGCAAAAAUUAGAUUUUUAACUUGUGGCUGAAAGAUAUUUCUGUUUGCUUUGGAUAAUGCUUCAAAUGUAGGCCUUUAGAGCAUGUGUAGAUCUCCUGUUUAAGAAUCACCCUUAUUUCAUCAAAAGUAUGUGGAUGCCUGCCCACGACCCCCAUAUAUGGACCUUCCCCAAACUUUUGCCACAAAAUUGGAGUCACCUGAUUGUGUAGAUUGCCUUUGUAUGUUAUAUCAUUACAAUUUCCCUUCACUUCCCAAACAUGUUCCAGCAUGACAAUGCCCCUGUGCGCAAAGUGAGCUCCAUGAAGACUUGGUUUUCCAAGGUUGGAGUGGAAGAUCUUGAGUGUCCUGCACAGAGCCCUGACCUCAACCCCACUGUACACCUUUGGGAUGAACUGGAACACUGACUGCACCCCAAACCUCCUCACCCAGCAUCAGUGCCUGACCUCACUAAUGCUCUUGUGGCUGAAUGAUCACAAAUCCCCACAGUCAUGCUCAAAAAUCUAGUGGAAAGCCUUCCCAGAAGAGUGGAGCUUAUUAUAACAGCAGAGUGGGGAACAACUCCAUGUUAACGCCAUGCUUUUGGAACAGGAUGUCCAACAAUCACAUAUGGGUACCAUGGUCAGGUGUCCACAUACUUUUGUCCAUAUAGCAUAGUUGUUACAGUUUCACACAGAAGGACUCCUUUACUCCUCUUUGGAGAAAUGGUUCAAAAGUUGGGGUGGAUUCAUUAGAAGUCCACUGGAUGAGUGAUGAAGCAUCUUUAAGAUUAAAACACAAGCCCAAUUUCCUACAUUUGCAUUUAACUAAGCCAUCUAACUUACACAGUCUAGAACCAGCAGAACCUGUGCAAUUUUAAUUUGGUACAUUUUCUCCAUAUAUAUAUUUGUUUUAAAAUAUAAUAAAUAUGUACAGACACAAACAGUGGUUAUCGGCUCUGCUUGUCAUUUUCUUUUCGUUGCCUCCAAAAUCUAAUAAUUGUAAACUGACAAGGGCAACUUUAGUUUGUUUUUAUACACUGCUCAUAGAAUGAUUUAUAACGGUGUGUAGCACUGUGUUAAGAGAUUAUAUUUCUUCACAAUUAUUUUGAAGAACAAUCUUCAUGCAUCAUUAUGUGCUAUAUUUAAUCUCCGGCUGAUAUGAAUUUAUUCUUCUCAUCUUCCUGCCACUUUUGUAACCAAAGCCAUUCAACUGUUACAUGACUACAUUUUUAUUAUUUUCAUUUUAUCACUUUAUUAUAGAUGG
Pangasianodon hypophthalmus (striped catfish) is the source of this 5749-nucleotide messenger RNA. It is a transcript of the gene metap2a, whose product is annotated as methionyl aminopeptidase 2a. The record is from RefSeq and is a predicted model, not a curated record. The transcript is spliced from 11 exons. Gene Ontology annotation, biological process: proteolysis. Bases 314 to 1747 code for a protein of 477 amino acids. Gene Ontology annotation, molecular function: metalloaminopeptidase activity. NCBI's taxonomy places the organism in Eukaryota, Metazoa, Chordata, Actinopteri, Siluriformes, Pangasiidae.